GGAGCAGUAAUACAUUAAAAGGAGCACUGGCUUCCUCCAAAAGCGCUAAGUUUAAAAACAAGCGCACCCUAUCUACACUCGCCUCUGUGUCGAAUUUACGGAAGAGGAGUUUCAGGCGUGGCAGAACGGCUUCCGUCUCAACAGCGAAAAUGACAGCGACUCUGCGUCCAUAUUUAAAUGCGGUAAGGGCCACCUUGCAAGCAGCACUGUGUCUGGAAAACUUUUCCUCUCAGGUGGUCGAACGUCACAACAAGCCAGAGGUGGAGGUCAGGAGCAGUAAGGAGCUGUUACUUCAGCCUGUGGUGAUCAGCCGCAAUGACAAGGAGAAGGUUCUCAUUGAGGGAUCCAUCAACUCAGUCAGAGUCAGCAUUGCUGUCAAACAGGCUGAUGAGAUCGAGAAGAUCCUUUGCCACAAGUUCAUGCGCUUCAUGAUGAUGAGAGCUGAGAACUUCUUCAUUCUGAGAAGGAAACCAGUAGAGGGAUAUGAUAUUAGCUUUUUGAUUACCAACUUCCACACAGAACAAAUGUAUAAACACAAGCUGGUGGAUUUUGUCAUCCACUUCAUGGAGGAGAUUGACAAGGAGAUCAGCGAGAUGAAGCUGUCUGUCAAUGCCAGGGCUCGUAUUGUUGCUGAGGAGUUCCUCAAGAAUUUCUGAUGAGUGUUGUCCCAUGGUUCCUCACAAGCUGCCAAACGCGUAAAGGACCAAUCGGCACAACAGUGGGGACGUGUAGGUGCAUACAGCCAAUCAGGAAGGAGAUAACGUGACGGCAUCUGCACCUGUCUUGAGCAUUUCCCUGUAUGCAUGAAUAUCAGCGACUGUAUAUAAUGAAAUAUUUCCCAGUUUAAUUUUUCUGCCUAGAACAAAUCCCCAACAAAGGCGGGUCCUUAAAAUAUUAAUUUGAUAGCCGUGGAUACAGGGGCAUUGAGAAUGCGUUGCUGUAAACACGCUCUGUAUUUUGUGUAGG
This is a messenger RNA of Thalassophryne amazonica, 966 nucleotides long. RefSeq names its product actin-related protein 2/3 complex subunit 4. Gene Ontology annotation, molecular function: actin filament binding. NCBI's taxonomy places the organism in Eukaryota, Metazoa, Chordata, Actinopteri, Batrachoidiformes, Batrachoididae. Bases 150 to 656 code for a protein of 168 amino acids. Gene Ontology annotation, biological process: actin filament polymerization; Arp2/3 complex-mediated actin nucleation. The transcript is spliced from 6 exons. The record is from RefSeq and is a predicted model, not a curated record. Gene Ontology annotation, cellular component: actin cytoskeleton; Arp2/3 protein complex.